UGUUUUCACAUAACAGGGUUGUAAUGUUUAAAGUCUCAAUAAUAGGUUACAUGAUUUAUAAGUAUUGUUGAUAUAGAUUUCCUUGGACUAUUUUAUUUUUUUCAGCUUUAGCAGUUAAUUAAAGGAUUGGAUUAUUUUGUCCCUGCAAUGAGCUGUUUGCGGAAUGGGAAACAGCGUGAUUCUUGCUUUGUGCAAAACAAAGAAAAAUAUUUAUUCCAACAAAUGUAUCGUUUCACAAAAGCAGUGGACGUAUGUGUGUGUGAGACAGAGCAGGAGGAGUGAUCCCAGCACCCAAAAUCUGCCUCCUUGUGAUGGGUAAAUUGCUUGAAGGGAGGGGCAGCGUGCCUCUCUCGGGUCUCUUUACCAACCAGUCGGCAGUCGAUAGUUUAUGAAUGAAAAAGCUGAGUAGUCUACCUACUGACGUCACACACGAGUGAACCCCCCCCCCACCACCACCCCCCACCCCCAGUGAAGGCAAGAGUGAGCUGCGGGACACCCAGCUGGAGGAGUGGGAGGAGGUCCUACCAUCGCCCCCCAUGCUCUCUGACAGUCCGAGCUCUAGGACAAACCUGAGUAGUGGCGGAGUUUUAUCACUGGACUCUCCCCUCACUUGGCGGAAUAUAAGGAAACUAACUUUUAUCAGACCUCCGGCUGUUUCUCUACUACCAGCAGUGUACAAGUAGCUGGAGUGGUCCUCCUUGAAGGAAACACAUAGAUAUUCAGCGUGAGGAGACUUUGGAUUCAAUCCACACCCUUCCCCCCGUCACCCCUUCUUCAUCCUCCUCUCCUCUUCCCUCCGACUGGCACGGAGAAGAGUCCAAGAGACCCAGCGAGGGAACGUGGGAAAGAGGAAGACGAUGUACCAAAUACUGCUCCUUUCCUCCUCCCUCUUCAUCCUUCAUGUGAUGGCCACUCCCCAGUUCUUCGCUCACCACGGGAGAAGGGUGUGCGGCAGAGACCUCCGUCACAGUGUUGUCACUACGACAGAGUCGUUCGUCCAGCCAGUGCACAAGCCCUACCUCACCCUGUGUCAGGGGCAUCGCCUCUGCAGCACAUACAAGACUACGUACUUGGUGGCAUACCGACAGGUGAACAGAGCAGCUUCUCCUUUGCAUUUCUACCCAGAUUGCUGCCCGGGCUGGAGGAGAUUUUACUCUCACAACUGCAACCAAGCUGUGUGCGGACAACCCUGUUUGAAUGGGGGUACCUGUUUAAGACCCAACCAGUGUGCUUGUCCAUUAGGCUGGACGGGACACCAGUGCCAAACAGAUGUGGAUGAGUGCAGUGAGCGGCAGCGGUGCGCCCAGCAGUGCGUGAACACAGCUGGCAGCUAUCGAUGUGCAUGCAGAGAGGGCUUCGCCCUUGCUGGAGACGGCCGUUCCUGUCAAAGCCUUCCUCCUCCAUCUCCUCCUCCUGCCACUCCUACCUCCUCAUCACAGAGCAGCCAGGCAACAGUGGGUGUGAGUCAUCACACUGAUGCAGAUGGAAAGUUUGGCUUGGUGGAGAAUGUGACAGAGGAGGUACAGAGCCUGAGGAACCGAGUUGAGCUCCUGGAAAAGAAGCUGCAGUUGGUGCUGACGCCCUUCAGCAGCUUCUUCCCACUGUCAUUGGAUGAGGGCAUGUCGGAGAAAACCACCUUGCUAUCCCACUCUUUCCAGCAGCUAGAUCGCAUCGACUCCCUCAGCGAGCAGAUCGGCUUUCUGGAGGAGCGCCUUGGCACAUGUUCAUGUCAGGAGAAUUAGCCUCUGAACAGGGCCACCAUUGUUCCAGUAAAGUUACCGUCCACGCAAACCUGCCAGACUGGACGUGCCAAGACUGCUGGCAUUUGCAGCAAAGAGAUUGCAGACGUCAGAAAGUGCCUUGGUCCUCGUUAUGCCGUGAUGUAAUCGCCUCGGAAAUCAUUUGAGAUUUUUACUAUUCCUGACAGAUUCAUUUACUUUUCUCAUUGAAUCACUGUCACGUUGUUGAUUUUCUAACAGUACCUGUGGUAGGGGGCAGUUUAACUAUUACACCACCCCAGGAACGUCUCAAUUAAACUCCCCUGUUAGGGUCAGAGGUCAAACUUGCUACUUAGUUUGUUUUUCACCAGUGCAGCUUUGUCCCAAAGUGACCUGGGGCAUCUGUAUUUAUGUAUUUAAAUUAUGAUUACUUGUAGGUCUGUCUCAGUGCGCCAAUAGACAUUUAUAACUAGUUUUGUAACAUUUUGUAAUAAAACUUCCUAAUCAAAAA
This is a messenger RNA of Haplochromis burtoni (Burton's mouthbrooder), 2229 nucleotides long. RefSeq names its product EGF-like-domain, multiple 7 (gene egfl7). Bases 858 to 1742 code for a protein of 294 amino acids. The transcript is spliced from 9 exons. The record is from RefSeq and is a predicted model, not a curated record. Gene Ontology annotation, cellular component: cell surface; extracellular region. Gene Ontology annotation, molecular function: calcium ion binding; signaling receptor binding. Lineage: Eukaryota; Metazoa; Chordata; Actinopteri; Cichliformes; Cichlidae. Gene Ontology annotation, biological process: anatomical structure development.